AUGGCGAUCAAGCUGGGGCUCCAGCGUAUGCAAAACCUGUACGGAACCAGUCCGCAGCCAUGGAAGGCCAUUCACGUAGCGGGCACCAACGGUAAAGGCUCCGUCUGCUCCUACGUCUCUUCUCUUCUCACCCAUUCCAAAAUCCCCCAUGGCCGGUUUACUUCACCCUUCAUCCGGCGGCCGGAGGACUCUAUCCUCAUCAACAACUCAGCCAUCGCCUCGGACCUGUUCCGCUCAUUAUACGAUGGGGCCGAUGAAGCCUCGCCAUCGGAUCCUCCUACGCACUUUGAGCGCAUGACAGACGGGACUGGGGGUCGCCUAGACUCUACAAAUGUGAUGAAGAACAAGGCCGUCACGGUAAUUACAAAAAUCGGGCUUGACCACCAAGAGUACUUGGGAAACACUAUUGGCAAGAUUGCCGCCGAGAAGGCCGCCAUCAUGAACGGUGCGCCGUGUAUCGUGAAUGGCCGCAACUCACCGGAAGCCCUUGAAGUGAUAGCUGAAACUGCGCAGCGAGUUGGCUCGAGGCUACUCCUAUCAACGGAUGACUCGCGCUUAGGAGAUGAGGCAGCCUCCCUCUCCGGAACAUGGCCCCAGCACGUCCUCGACAACGCGAUAUGUGCCAUCAAGGCGUGCGAACAGCUAGAGGAGUUCCAAGGAUACUCACCGACCAUUCAAGAUCUGCUACAACUUCCCAGUGUACACAUGGAAGGCAGGUUGCAAGAGAUUGACUUAACCGCUACCGCACCGGGAAAGCGAGCGAACCGGACUACCCCAAUAAUCCUCGACGGGGCCCACAACCUAGAUGCUGCCACGUUGCUUGCAAAGCACGCAGGCCAACAUCUCAGGAUCGCCAAGUCCGGCGGGCGUCAACCAAUCACCUGGAUCCUGGGAAUGUCCAGUCCCAGGGAGCAAACGGCAUCGGAGAUACUCCUUCCUCUCCUACAUCCUGGCGAUAAGGUAGCCCUCGUAGAAUAUGACCACCCGCUACGACGACCAGAGUCGAGCCCAACCCCAGCGGAUUACUUUCUCUCCUUUCGGCCCCUGCCACUAGAUAUGGGAAAGCUAGAGGCGGCAGUCAAGGCAUUGCCUGGCUUUGGCGGAGAAAUCCCCACGUUCGUAGAGCACGUCAAAGCCGGGCUUCGAUGCAUCGCGGAGGACCCGCAGGCGGUGCUCAUGUUUUCCGGCGGCCCGACGCGCAAGGAAACCCAGCUCAGCGAAGCACAAAGCUACGCCGACAUCGCGGCCCGGAACGGGUACUUUAGCAUCAUCCCCGCAUCCGAGGCCCACCGCGUGCUAGUAGAGGAGCGCGCCCUCGACUCCUACUACAACGUCCUCUUCUCCCUCGUCCAGUUUUGGCGCCUUCACUCCCGCCGCUGGCCGGCGCGCCUAACCGUCGUCAGCCACGCUUUUAAAAGUCCCGCAUCUACGACGGACACUGCGCCGCGAUUGGGUUUCCGCUUGACCGCACGCGGUAUGUAG
Messenger RNA from Parascedosporium putredinis, 1482 nucleotides. NCBI's taxonomy places the organism in Eukaryota, Fungi, Ascomycota, Sordariomycetes, Microascales, Microascaceae. The record is from the annotation of a GenBank genome assembly.